This is a messenger RNA of Eimeria acervulina, 534 nucleotides long. Its product is annotated as DNA-directed RNA polymerase II subunit RPB7, putative. NCBI's taxonomy places the organism in Eukaryota, Apicomplexa, Conoidasida, Eucoccidiorida, Eimeriidae. The transcript is spliced from 4 exons. The record is from RefSeq and is a predicted model, not a curated record. Gene Ontology annotation, molecular function: translation initiation factor binding; single-stranded DNA binding; single-stranded RNA binding. Gene Ontology annotation, biological process: positive regulation of nuclear-transcribed mRNA poly(A) tail shortening; transcription initiation at RNA polymerase II promoter; DNA-templated transcription. Gene Ontology annotation, cellular component: P-body; RNA polymerase II, core complex. The coding region runs from base 1 to 534 and encodes 177 amino acids.
AUGUUUUUUGUCAUUGAGCGCUGGGAAUCGGUCGCCCUGCGGCCCUCCCAGCUGGGCCCCGAGUAUCUCGCCAGCGUGGAGGCACUGCUGCGACAGCAAGUGGAGGGGAAGUGUCUGCAGAGUGUGGGGUAUGUUGUUUGCGUCAUUCGCGUACUUCAACAUCUUCCAGGGAGAAUUCAGGACUCCACAGGGCUUGUUGUUGUGGCUGCAAAGUACCAGGCCAUCGUUUUCAAACCAUUUAAGGAAGAGGUUUUAGAUGCAGUGAUAACUGAUGUAAACAAACUCGGCCUCUUUGCACAGUGCGGCCCCUUGAAGGUCUUCGUCUCGCGGGCUUCUCUACCCCCCACAUACACAUUUCAGGAAGAAGACGCAAUGCCGAGCUUCUCAGAUGGAUCUCUGGCCCUGCGUUCUGGAGGCGAAAUUCGCCUCAAGCUGCUGGGCGUUCGGUUUGAGGCGAGCCAAAUAUUUGCAGUCGCAACGACCAAUGCAGACUACUUGGGGCCCAUCGAACCCAGAGAGACUUCAGCAGCAUAA